AUGUUUCCAUGCUUAAGUAUCGAGCAAGUUCGAUUUUUGCUUAGAGAAGCAAAUGGAAAUAUGGUUGAUGCAGUUGAAAUGGCAUUUGAAUUAUUGAAUGAUACAUCGAGCACAUCAAAUUCUUUGCUUCUGAAACAAUCCAUGAUCGGAGAUUACGGAUUGGCAGCUACAGGCGAUCAGUUAAUAACAGCGUCAUUAUUAUCGUCAUCUUCAGAACCAAUCCGAAAUGAAAUAAUAAAUGAAAGCUGCCGAAAUGGGAAGCAUUCGAUGGCAGUGGAACGAAAGGUUAUUACUGUGAAAUUAAAGCUUAUGAUCUCAGUAGAAGGCGUUCCGAAGAAACAAAUCAAAUACAUCCUCAAAAAUAUUCUGCAACAUUGUAACUGUUCAAUUCGAUCUUUCAACAAAUUAAUGCCAUGUCUGCAAGCAGCUUACGAAGAAAAAUGUGUCGAAGUUCACGUUGAAGUUGAACUCUCUUGUGAUAAAAGAUCAAAUCAAGAGGCAUUAAUUGAUUUCACAAAAUCAUUCAUUACAGAGUCUGGGUAUGGUCUUGAAAUGCAACCUUAUAUGGAAAUAUUGCAUAUUGAUCGAGUGUUAACCGACGUACGACCUGAUCAUGCAAAUGUGGACAUACUUUGGCUUGGAAUUGGGAAUAUGCCAAAUAUGGGCCUAUUUUUUAUCCGUGGAGAAUAUGUAACUAAGUAUAACACAUGUAGUAACAAAUUAAUCGUCAAUUCGGUAUGUGAAACAAAAAUGAAUAAUGCUGCCGGUAAUCAUACGCUAUUAUCGUGGGCACAUUUUGAACACGAUCGACGAUUGUUAACUAUUUAUUUUGCUAUCGAGAGUGUUACCCAUGCUCAUGACGGGUUAUCAUAUACAGGCUAUAAGUUUGUUAUCACAUAUAGUUCAUUCUAUAUGAUUAUCGUUGAUUGUGAUUCGGAUCCAGAUGAAAGAGAUAACUAUGUUUAUAUUUAUUUACGACAUCCGCCACAGUUAUGGGAAGCGGUGCCGCGAAUUAUGACAAACGGAAAGAGAGUCUUGAAUAUUGAGCAAUGUCGUGAUUGGAUACGUGUGGGAAGUUUCCCGGGAAGUAAACAUUUCGCCGGUUGUUCUCAGGAGGCUUUGGCUGAUUCAUCAUGGUUCAGCUUUUCGAUGUCGAAAGAAACAGUGAAGCCCGAAAGAAUGUUCCCGGAUGAAGUAGUUGACUGGCAAAGACGCUCAUCAAGUGUAAAAUUGACUCCAACACGUCAGCUUUUUGAAAUCAUCGCACGUUGGAAACGUCGGGCCAAGUGUCGAAUAUUUUUUGCAGCAAUUAUGAAAAUUCCUCGACGAGAAAUUUCGAAUAUUCACAUCCUAGAAUUGCCGUCAUUUAGAUUAAAUUAUGCAAUGCAAGCAUUGUUAAGUAGAGGAAGUAUUGUGAAAGAUCAACUUUUUGACGUUUCGCAAUCCUCCUGCAAUAAUCUCUUUUUCGAACGGAUUAAUUACGCUGCUCAGGAAUGCUUGUUAGCUUGUGAAGAGACCUUGGAUUCUGCUUUGGCAGCUAUAGAUGAAAAGCGACGCAUCUCAUUACUUAAUUUUUUCGAACAUGCAUAUAUUCAUAAAUUAAAUGCUUUUCGAAGAGUAUCAGCUGAUGGUGACGCUGAAUCAGUAUCGGAUCUACCACAUAAUUGUGUCUUAAUUCGAAAAGUUAUUGCAACUCCAUUGCGACUUUUGCUUUUGCCACCGGAAGUUAUGAUGACGAAUCGUGUAAUACGUCAUUUUGGUGAAGAAUACGCAUUACGUUGUGUAUUUCGUGAUGAUAAUGGUCAACGACUUGUACCAAAAGAAUUUUCACGAGGCCGCGCUUUACAAGAUCAAUCCUUAAUAAUUCCGGAUUUGGUAUAUAGAACACUUGGAACAGGUCUACAUAUAGCAUCACGGCAUUAUCAGUUUCUUGCAUGGUCUAAUUCACAAAUGCGUGACGGCGGUUGCUAUAUGUAUUCGGAUGCCAUUGUUAACGAUGAAGUACACGGUCAAAUGGUAUGUAAUGUUGAAGAUAUCAGACGUUGGAUGGGUGAUUUUACAGCUUCAAAAAGUGUCCCCAAAUUGAUGUCUCGUAUGGGACAGUGCUUUACACAAGCACAGCCAACAAUAAUGUUAAAAAAAGAUGACUGGAAAUUGGAAGAUGAUAUCAUGGGUGGUAUCGUGCAUCCAGAAACUGGUGAAGUUUUUAAUUUCUCGGAUGGUGUCGGAAGAAUUUCUAGGAAAUAUGCUGAUCGAAUUGCUAAAGUGCUGGGUUUACAUCCGACACCAUCCUGUUACCAAGUGCGAUUUAAAGGUUUCAAAGGUGUCCUAUGCAUUGACCCGUUGUUGGAUGAAUUGGGCGAAGCAGAUGUUAUCUUCCGGAAAAGCCAAAAAAAAUUUGAGGAAGAUGAGGAAAGUGCAGCUGAAAUAGAAGUGGUGAAGUAUUCAAUGCCUUCACCAGUUUGCUUAAAUCGACCAUUGAUCAUGAUUUUAGAUCAAGUUUCUGAGAAGCAAGGUCGUUAUUUACAUAAAAGAGUUUGCAAUCGGAUACAUUCGCUGUUAGAGUUGGAGCUUAAUAAACUAGCCGCUAUGAUGUUUGAUGAAAAUGAUGCUACCGAAGAGCUCACUUCACGUUUGUCACUUCCAAUUGAUUUCCAUCAAUUACACAGUAGUGGUAUUACAUUUACCAACGAACCUUUCUUUCGUUCAUUACUAAUUGCCGUACAUAGAUACAACAUAAAAUUACAUUUGAGCAAAUCCAAAAUUCCUUUACCCGGUUCAAUGGGUCGAACAAUGUACGGAGUGGUUGAUGAUACUGGAUUACUCCAAUAUGGGCAAGUUUUUAUACAAUAUUCGCCAUCUGUACGAUAUGUUUCGAAGAAGAAAAUUGUUUAUGCAGGCUCGGUAAUGGUAACAAAGAAUCCGUGCCAUGUAGCGGGUGAUGUUCGCAUUUUCGAAGCAGUUUAUCAAGAUGCUCUAUCACACCUUUGUGAUGUUAUUGUAUUUCCACGAUACGGUCCACGCCCACAUUCUGAUGAAAUGGCUGGAAGUGAUUUGGAUGGUGAUGAAUAUAUUGUUAUAUUCGAUAAAGAAUUGUUUUUUGAAAAUAAUGAACAGGCAAUGUUUUUUCCAAAAUCGACACCAACUGAAUAUGAUACACCACCUACUACGGAAGAUAUGAUAGAUUUUUUUCUGAAAUAUCUCAGCCAAGAUUCGAUUGGUCGGAUGUCCAAUGCUCAUCUGAUCAUGUGCGAUCGACUUGGUCUUUUCCAUGAAAUAUGUGAUGACAUUGCCCGGAAAUGUGCUAUUGCUGUAGAUUUUCCGAAAACAGGUGUACAAGCCAAACCGCUAAUAGCACAUGAACAAUGCGAUGCUAUACCCGAUUAUAUGCAAAACAUGAUAAAGCCAUCGUACAGAAGCAAGCGAUUGCUUGGUGAAUUGUACAGAAAAUCACGAAAAGUUGAAGAUAUUUCGGAAAUGGCACAAGAAGCAAAAUUUGCUGACUAUUAUGACCCUCAACUUUAUGAUGAAAGCUUAUUUCAUGAACAAUCGAAAUUAGUCCAAAAAAGUUUAUAUUUGAGGAAUGAAUACUAUUCGAGAAUACAGCAAUUGUUGGAUGAAUAUGGAAUUUCUGACGAAGCUUCUGUAAUAACGGGGCAUAGCGUGGCAAUCAAAAGGAUUAUUGAAAUGGAAAAAGAUGAUUAUUCGUUUUAUCAUUCCGAUAAAAUUGUCGAACUACGAUACAGUCGUAUUUUUGCACAUUUUAGGCGUGAAUUUUUCAAGGAAUUCGGAAAAGAGUCAGACUUCUUUACGGUAGAUGCUUUCGGAAAACGUGGGAUACGCUGGAAUAUGGCUUUGAUAACGAAAGCUAAGGUAUGGUAUGCGGUAGCGUAUUCCAGCUCAUUCAGAUCAUCUUCUGAAUUUCGAUCUUUCCCAUGGAUCGUUUGGGACAUUUUGCUGAUUGCCAAACGUCAAAUCGCACUAAUGCUGAAAUCACCACCACCGUUGAUAAACCCUUUAGCAAUUCAUCUUACACGAGCAAUUGAAAAUUUUUGCUGUUGUCAUCGUGCUGCACUAAAACAGUUUGUUAAUGAGAUGUCAUUAGGGCCGAUGCGACUUGAAGCAUUUGUGCGAUAUUCUCAGAGAUACGGGUCAAAUGUUGAAAUGCUGUGUUUUGUCAUUGAUAAUUGGCUGAGAACAGAAGGAGUAUAUGAACGUUCUGCAUUGCGAAGGAUACAUGCUGUCAUUUUAUUUUUGCAAUUUACUAUUGGAAUCUUACAUGGUAAACGGAAAUCUGACGAGUUGAUGAACAAGCAUCCUAUUUAUUUUGAAAAGUUGGACGAUUUACAAGAUAAUCCGGAAACUGUUGACUUAGCGUACAGUACUGGUGAAAUACUCUUCGCAUUUUUGCGUUACUUAGCAAGCGGACAAUUUGCUUAUGCGAAUUUUAUACGUUUUCGAUUGGGUGGCAUGAUGAAAGGAAAGAAGGGUGCUUCAAUUUUCACGAGACCAGAACAAUGGUCUGCUCUUUACGCUGUAGCAUUUCGUGCAUUCCAUCAUAUUGCUAUAACGGCCGAAUUUGAUGCUCUUCGAAUUACGAAAGAUUGUGGUAGUAAUAUUAACUGUGAUAGUAAUGGUGAUGUUAAGAGAUGUAAGUGGGACUUUGGUGAAUCAGAUGCUCCAGUAAUCGUAUCGGGUGAACUUUGCUGUCAUAAAGACAUUAGUUUGCAACGAAUUAAUACUGCACUUAAGAAAUGGUCUGGUGUAGAUGAAAUAAUGAGUCGUAUGACGAAUCAUGAACAAUUGUUAGUUACCUGUACCGGAAGUGCAGUGGCUCGACAGCGAUUACAUCGAAUAUUAUUAAUGGAACUGGAACGUCUUUUUGACGCUGUACAAACAGAUAUCACACCAAAGGAAGCUCGAGAUGAUUUCUUGUAA
This is a messenger RNA of Cercopithifilaria johnstoni, 4938 nucleotides long. The record is from the annotation of a GenBank genome assembly. NCBI's taxonomy places the organism in Eukaryota, Metazoa, Nematoda, Chromadorea, Rhabditida, Onchocercidae.